This is a messenger RNA of Helicoverpa armigera (cotton bollworm), 1084 nucleotides long. Its product is annotated as splicing factor YJU2. Bases 105 to 1037 code for a protein of 310 amino acids. Gene Ontology annotation, cellular component: U2-type catalytic step 1 spliceosome. NCBI's taxonomy places the organism in Eukaryota, Metazoa, Arthropoda, Insecta, Lepidoptera, Noctuidae. Gene Ontology annotation, biological process: mRNA splicing, via spliceosome. The record is from RefSeq and is a predicted model, not a curated record. The transcript has 5 exons.
CCAAAUUGUCACUGCCAAAUAGUGCCAAAUGUCACUAAAUCGUGUCGCAACGCGACGUGUUUUAUUUACAAAAUAAACCUAAUUUAAUAGUUUAGCGCCUAAAAAUGUCGGAAAGAAAAGUUUUAAAUAAAUACUAUCCUCCGGAUUUCGAUCCGUCGAAGAUUCCUCGUAUGAAAUUGGCGAAAAACCGCCAGUAUACCGUACGACUCAUGGCUCCCUUCAAUAUGCGUUGCGCCACAUGCGGCGAGUACAUUUACAAGGGAAAGAAGUUCAACGCCAGGAAGGAGGAUGUUGAAAAUGAAGACUACCUUGGUAUCAGAAUCUAUAGGUUUUAUAUCAAAUGCACAAGGUGCCUACAAGAGAUAUCAUUUAAGACGGACCCAAAGAACACAGACUAUGAGAUAGAGGCAGGUGCAACUCGGAACUUCAUGGCGCUCAAACUUGCUGAGGAGCAGGCUAAGCGAGAGGAAGAAGAACAGAAAGAAGAAGAAGCUAAUAAUCCUAUGAAGCUACUAGAAUACAGAACAGAGCAAUCUAAACAAGAGAUAGAGUCACUAGAAAGCUUGGAAGAAUUAAAGGAGUUGAACAGGAGACAGCACGCGGUAGACUAUGAGGGCAUGCUCAAACAGUACCAGCCAGAGACAACGGAUGAGAGGAGGGCCAGAGAGGAGAAAGAGGAUGAUGAGUUUAUUAAAUCGAUUAAAUUCAACAAUCCAUCGUCAAAAAAGGUGAUUGCCGAAGAAAUCAUUGAAGAAGUGAAAGACGAAGACGACGGGCCUCCAGCGAAGUCUUCGAGAAUAGAAAUCAUACCGCAGAAAACUGUUGAAAAGAAACAAUCAUGGAACAAAAGCAUAGGAGUUAAGAAACCUGCUUUAUCGAACUUAGUGAGAAGUAAGAAAGAUACAGAGACGAAAGUUUCUACGAGUAGUGUAAGUACUGAAGUAGCUAGUAAGAGUAAUUCAAGUGAAGUGACUCCUAAACCGUCGGGACUGUCGUUGUUAGCGAGCUACUCCGGCAGUGAUAGUGACUCGCAGUGAGCUUGUUCAUUAAGUAAGGUUUGACACAAAUAUAGGAUUGGAAUUUA